This is a messenger RNA of Centropristis striata (black sea bass), 2428 nucleotides long. RefSeq names its product charged multivesicular body protein 1A (gene chmp1a). The record is from RefSeq and is a predicted model, not a curated record. The coding region runs from base 124 to 720 and encodes 198 amino acids. Gene Ontology annotation, biological process: endosome transport via multivesicular body sorting pathway; late endosome to vacuole transport; protein transport. Lineage: Eukaryota; Metazoa; Chordata; Actinopteri; Perciformes; Serranidae. Gene Ontology annotation, cellular component: multivesicular body; ESCRT III complex. The transcript has 7 exons.
GGAAGCUUGGACCAGGAAGAGCGGAGUCAGAGCCACCAUCAAAUCAAAACAAACCAAGGCGAGACUUUCGGGCAGCUGAAAACUGUUUUUCCUGUGGUCACUUGAAUUCAUAUUCGUCUUGACAUGGAGGACACAAUCUUUCAGCUAAAGUUCACGUCGAAGCAGCUUGAGAGGCUGGCCAAGAAGGCAGAGAAGGAGUCUGCUAAGGAGCAGGCUAAGGUCAAGAAGGCUUUGCAACAGAAAAAUGUGGACUGUGCCAGAGUUUAUGCAGAGAAUGCUAUCCGGAAAAAAAAUGAAGGUCUUAAUUGGCUGCGCAUGUCGUCUCGAGUCGACGCGGUGGCCUCUAAAGUCCAGACUGCUGUCACCAUGAAGGGAGUGACUAAAAACAUGGGUCAGGUGACCAAAGCUCUGGACAGAGCUCUGAACUCCAUGGAUCUACAGAAGGUUUCUGCAGUCAUGGAUAAGUUUGAAACCCAAGUCCAGAACCUUGAUGUCCACACCUCAGUGAUGGAGGAUUCCAUGAGCUCGGCAAUGACUCUGACCACGCCUCAGGAGCAGGUGGACGACUUGAUCCACCAAAUAGCAGAGGAGAGCGGCCUGGAGGUGAUGGACCAGCUCAGCCAGCUGCCCGCAGGAGCCACCUCAGUGGGCGCAGAGAGCUCACGGUCCCAGGAGAAGGAGGAUCAGCUGUCUCGACGGUUGGCUGCUUUGCGGAACUGAGGGCUCCUCCAGGAGAGCUGACGGGGCUUACAGCUGCGUGGAAGCAGACAAGUUUAAUGACGGCGACAGGAGCUGUGUGUGUUUCUAUUGAACUGUUCCUACCAGAAGGACUUAAUGAGCCUAUUGAUUACCAUCCCCCCCUGCUCUAUAAAUACACACACACACACACACACAGACACAGACACACGGACACACACAUACCAGCUAGAAAUACCACCUGAGAAGGCAUGUAUCUCUCUGGUUCACCUUCCCAAUUCGAUCCAUCUAUUCCCGUUCCCCUAUCUUUCCCUGCAAUUCCCCACUGGAUCUCAUUUUACCUGUCACGUCACUUUUUAUCCCUCUUUUUUUUCUCCCUUCUCCCUUUUUUCUCCAUCAACACCAUCUCUUCCUCCUCUGGCAACGCACAGUUCUCAAUUCACACACUCUUGGAUGUAUGCUUUGUACAAAGAAAAACAUGUUUUACAAACAAUAUAAUUUACAAUGCUGAAAUUGAAAACAUUUUAAUAAGCAGUUAUAAUUAUUAUAAGGGAGUUGGGCAUCCCUGGCUCUCAUUAAGUGCAGGGUGGGGUAAAGAUGUAUCUACUUUUUGUUUUUGUAGUUUUUUUGGGGCUCUGUCAGUCAGAGAUGGUGUAAGUGGACGACUCUGCUGGAAAGGAGACAUAAAUUUAAUGCCAAAAAAUAUCCGUUAUUGCACUGGUUAUUUUUUUAUGUUUAAAACAGACAGCAACAUAUUGGUAACACUAAAAAAAAGUCUCCCUCCAUCAGGUUUGUUCAUGCAACAACCGUUUACAACACUGCUUACAACAAAGGACUAUCCUCAAACCUUUUGUUUGACAGUGUCGGAAUGAUUUAUUUUCAUGUUCAAUUUUUCUUCCGAUUUUUUGAUGAUUAUUUCUCAUGCCUGUAUUCAUACUUUUUGCUUUGCACGCCUUAUUUGGGAUGCAGGUGCUUGCAUAGAUGCUUGUUCCACCAGUGCCUGAAGGACAGUAGUUUAGAAAGCGUAGCAGCGAAGGAAACUGGAUAGGCCUUGGUCAGAACAAGGAAUUUUCCUUUCCUUUUUCUGCCAGAGAAGCCGGAGGUGUCUUGGUCUUUGCCAACUUCACUUCAACACUGACUGUGAUGAGUGUGAGCUCCGGUUGCCAUAGCUGUCACAGGGGGACAUUUAUUAUUUCUUUUACUCUGUAGACUAAAGUUGCCUAAUCUUUUGGAGAUCUCCCCCAGCAACACUGAAACCUCACUGAUAUUUUUGGAAACUUCUCUGUCUCAAAAUAAAGUAAUCACCUGCAUGUUUCUCAUGAUCCCUAACACUUUCAGGAAAGGACAUCAAUUAAGAGCAGGGAUGUAUAUGCUGGACCUUUUGAUUUUUUUCAUUUGACAUGAAUCAAUUUUCCUUGUUAACCACAUGAACAAUGGCAACAGUGAGAGUUGACAGAAGACUUCUUCCUUUGUCUUAUUUUCUGAGCUCUGUGUUGAGAUGCCUGUUUUUUGAUGCUUCCUUCUCUGAGCGUUCAGUGUAGAUGUCAGUGAGAGGGCCUGCAGGCGGAAGCCAGACUUCAACCUGACAAAGCAGCUUCUCCGUCUGAUGAUGUUUUCUAUUUUCUGUCCAUUUUAACACAGGGAGGGUUCAUUUUUACUACAAAGUUCAGCAGACUUUGCAGCACUUUUGUUUUCUAUAUUUAUCUUGUGAAAAUAAAAUCUUGCCCUCUGA